Messenger RNA from Opisthocomus hoazin, 1080 nucleotides. Lineage: Eukaryota; Metazoa; Chordata; Aves; Opisthocomiformes; Opisthocomidae. The record is from RefSeq and is a predicted model, not a curated record.
AUGGAUGAGAGAAAAGGCAACUGGUCCCUAAUGAAAGUCUUUCUAGUUUGCCUGUUGGCCUGUGUUAUCACCACCGCAGUAGGAGUGCUGGUCCUGUCCUUGGUCUAUGUACAGAACACGGCCUUUAUGAGAGCGGUGGGUGUUGAAGACAACGGUGCAUCUUCCCCGAAACCAGAUGAAAAAAGUGUGGAUGUCAAAUUCCAGUUCCUGAAUCAUCUGGGAAACUCAAAGGUAUAUAACUACCCAGGUGGUGAAAUUCAGUGGGCAAGAUUCAGGAAUGAUGUAAACGAAUAUCAAACUGAUGAAGAAAUGGUAUUUGGAAAAAGUAUCAAUAACCAUCGCUCCAAAAUGACUUUUGGAACCUUACGGAUCAAGAGCAAAGGGCUUCGGGCUCCCCACUGGCAUUUUAAUGCCAAUGAACAUGGCUACCUGCUACAGCCACAAGGUGGAGUCAACUUCAUCAGGACAUUCAAGAAACAAGAGGAAGAUCAAGCAGUUAACCUCCCGCCCAACUUAGAUGAGCUUGUACAAAAUGCCACCUACGUGCAGUCUCCGGACAGCCUUGUAUGGCAGUACUUCUACAAUCUCAAAGGGUCGGCCGAAUAUCCUUUUCCCGGAGGAAUCUUCCAGUGGGCUCGCUACCGCAUAAAUGGCACUGGACUAAAUGAAACAGAAAAAAUUUUUAGUGAGUCACUGAACAAGCAUGAAAAUACGCUUACCUUAGCAACCCUCCGGAUAUUCAGCAAUGGACUGGGGCAGCCGCAUUUCCACUUCAACGCUAACGAGAUGGGUUAUGUCAUUAGUGGCUGUGGACAGGUCGGGGUCAUUCUCUCUGGAGUCACUGCCAACUUCAACAUCGGCAUUGGAGACGUCAUAUUUUUCCCUGUCGGAACCCAACAUUACAUCAAGAGCGUGUGUGACGAGGAUUUGUUGUUGAUUCUGGCCUACAGUACAGGAGACCAGCUGGAAACUCUGCGUAUGAACGACUACUUCCACGCGACGGCAGAUCACAUCCUUGCUCAGCUGUUUCUCAAGGAGCAGGCCGAGUUUAAGAAGUUCCCAAAGCCUGCCAAAAAAUGA